ACAAGAGAUUCCCGCCAAUUGAAACGUACUAUCCGCAGAGGAUUCACAGACUCGACAUCACUUGGUCGUCGAACUCUUCGCCUUCAAUUGCCUUUCCAUCGGACAGUGCUGAUGCCUCCAGCCGUGGAGCCAGUGGACGAGAUGAACGCCUUAACGAUCAGCGGCAAGAAGAAAAAACGGAUUGCUGGCCGCUGCGACAUGGAAUUAGGCGAUGUGACAGUGCACAAUGUGAAGCAACUGCGCACCUUGAAUUCGUGUAUUCUCCCUGUUCCGUACAAUGCGAAAUUUUACGCGAACGUCGUCGCUGACGGUGAAAUGUCGAAGCUGGCGUACGUGAACGAUAUCGUGGUUGGCGCUGUGUGCUGUCGCAUCGAUGAGCAUGAAGGGAAACGAUCGCUGUAUAUAAUGACCCUUGGGACGUUGGCUCCGUACCGGCAACUUGGUGUUGGAAA
Molecule: messenger RNA, 452 nt
Organism: Ostertagia ostertagi
Lineage: Eukaryota; Metazoa; Nematoda; Chromadorea; Rhabditida; Trichostrongylidae
Source: the annotation of a GenBank genome assembly